GACACACAGACACACGCACAUACACACACGCACACACACACACACGCACAACACAGACACUUGGGCGUCUGAAUCCCGUUCACUCCCACAUCUGCAGCCUCCCGGCAACGCUGCUGUUCUUCGUUCCAUCCUGUCCGAAUAGUCAUCAUGGUGUCCCAUAAGGAGUUCACAAACGCAGGGAAGCAGCCAGGCCUGCAGGUGUGGCGCAUCGAGAACUUGGAUCUGAAGCCCGUUCCGAAGGCUCUGCACGGAAACUUCUACAGCGGCGAUGCCUACUUGCUGCUCUUCGCCACCUCUGCGCCUUCAUACAACAUACACAUGUGGCUCGGUAACGAGUGCUCGCAGGACGAGAGCGGCGCGGCGGCCAUCUUCGCCACUCAGCUGGACGACUUCCUGGGUGGGAAGCCGGUGCAAUUCCGGGAGUUGCAGAGCAGCGAAUCCAACACCUUCCUGGGUUACUUCAAGUCGGGCAUCACGUACAAGAAAGGUGGCGUGGCGUCGGGUUUUCAACACGUGGUGACCAACGACUCCAACGUGAAACGGCUGCUUCACGUCAAGGGCCGCAGGGCCAUCAGAGCCACGGAGGUGGAGCUGGCCUGGGCCAGCUUCAACAAGGGGGACUGCUUCAUUCUGGACCUGGGAAAGGACAUCUACCAGUGGUGCGGCAGCGAGUGUAACCGCUACGAGAGGCUGAAGGCCUCCCACGUGGCCAUCCACAUCCGAGACAACGAGAGGAACGGGCGGGCCAAGCUGCACAUGGAAGACGAGGGCCAAGAGCCGCAGGCGUUCACGGAGGUGUUGGGACCCAAAACUGCUAUUGCACCAAGCAGUCCUGAUGACGAGAAAGUGGACGCCAGCAACAGGACGAAGGGCUCUCUCUACAUGAUCUCUGAUGCCUCAGGUUCCAUGAAGUUGACUGUCGUGGCGCCGUCCAGCCCCUUCAAGCAGUCUAUGCUGUCACCCGAGGAGUGUUACAUUCUGGAUAAUGGAGCGGACAAGAACAUAUUUGUUUGGAAAGGUCCAAAAGCCAACAUGUCAGAGCGUAAAGCGGCCAUGUCUGCAGGCCAAAAGUUUAUUAAAGACAAAGGAUACAGCAGCAGGUGUCAGCUCCAAGUACUUCCCGCGGGAUCCGAGACCAUCCUUUUUAAGCAGUUCUUCAGUGACUGGAAGGACAAAGAUGAGACCACCGGGCCGAGUCAGGCCUACUCGAUUGGCCGCAUUGCUAAAGUGGACCAGGUGCCCUUCGAUGCAUCCAGCCUGCACUCCAAUAGGGCCAUGGCAGCUCAGCACGGCAUGGUAGACGAUGGCAAGGGCAAAUUCCAGAUUUGGCGUGUAGAGAACGGUGAAAUGGUUCCUGUGGAUGCCGCAUCCUACGGUCACUUCUAUGGUGGAGACUGUUACCUUAUCCUCUACACCUACAAGACAGGACAAGUCAUAUACACAUGGCAGGGGCUAAAGGCUACGCAGGACGAACUGGCUGCUUCAGCGUUCCUCACCGUGAAGCUGGAUGACUCACUGGGAGGAUCACCGGUUCAGGUGAGAGUGACUCAGGGCCAGGAGCCCCCCCACCUGAUGAGCCUGUUCAAGGGCAAACCCAUGAUCAUCCACAACGGGGGAACGUCACGUAAAGGUGGACAGACCCAAACUGGCAGCGCUCGCCUCUUCCACAUCCGCCAGAGCACCUCCCACGCUACCCGGGCUGUGGAGGUUGAUGUUUCGGCUUCUAACCUGAACAGCAACGACGUGUUUGUGCUGAAGUCCCCGAGCGCUCUGUUUGUGUGGCGAGGCGCAGGCGCCAGCGACAACGAGAUGGAGGCCGCCAAGCACGUGGUGGGCUUCUUUGGAGGAAGCGCCAGUCAUGUUUCUGAGGGAAAAGAGCCAGACGUCUUCUGGUCCUCUCUGGGUGGCAAAAAGGGAUACCAGACAUCCAAGACUCUGAAGAAUGUGAUCAAGCCGCCGCGUCUGUUUGGUUGCUCCAACAAAACUGGAAGACUCAUUGUUGAAGAAGUGCCCGGAGAUUUUACACAGUCUGACUUGGCCACGGAUGAUGUUAUGAUUCUGGAUACAUGGGCUCAACUCUUCCUUUGGAUCGGCAAUGAAGCUAAUGCACAGGAAAAGACGGGAGCUCCCAAAUUAGCACGGGACUAUUUGGAUUCAGACCCGUCCGGCCGCAAGGGGCUGCCCACAACCACCAUCAAACAAGGAGCGGAACCGCCAACUUUCACCGGCUGGUUCCACGCCUGGGACCCCAAGAUGUGGGAGACGGAUCCUUUGGACAGAAUCCGCACUCACUUCUGAAUACCAAACUCCAAAGUCUUUCGCCAACUUUGCACCUAUUUAGCGCCAGUUGCCAUUUUGCUUGUUUGACUUCUAAUCCAUAAGUGCCAAAAGCAAAGCAGUAAUCAGAUUUUAAGGGUGAUAGCAUCCACGCCGUCCUCAUUUUGCCACCUUCUAUCAUUAAAAAAAAGCUCAAUAUGCGAGACAUUUAAGACAGCUGUGUGCACCUACUUAAUAUCAACAUGCUUUUUAUCUCCAUACACACCGUUUAAUCCAUGACCACACUGUUGUGGUUUUUGUUAGUACUGGAGUGUUGCCCUUCCUAGAAGUUGCAUGCCGCAUUUUUAUCCUGCUGUGAAACGUGUCUAAGUAUAUGCAUGCACACAUGCCACAAUUUAGCACUGUGUCCAUGAAAUGCUCUCGUGGAAAGCUUUGAAAUAAAAAAACUCUUUUGAGUUAAAA
Messenger RNA from Hippocampus zosterae (dwarf seahorse), 2739 nucleotides. It is a transcript of the gene scinlb, whose product is annotated as scinderin like b. Gene Ontology annotation, biological process: actin filament severing; actin polymerization or depolymerization; barbed-end actin filament capping. The record is from RefSeq and is a predicted model, not a curated record. Lineage: Eukaryota; Metazoa; Chordata; Actinopteri; Syngnathiformes; Syngnathidae. Bases 148 to 2298 code for a protein of 716 amino acids. Gene Ontology annotation, cellular component: cytoplasm; actin cytoskeleton. Gene Ontology annotation, molecular function: phosphatidylinositol-4,5-bisphosphate binding; actin filament binding. The transcript is spliced from 17 exons.